AUGAGCCGGAGCGGCGGAGCCCGGCUGCCCGCGGCCGCGCUCACCGGCCCGGGACGCUUCCGCAUGGCCCGCGAGGAGCCGGCGCCGGCGGCGGUGGCGGCGGCCGGGCAGCCCGGGGGCGACAGGGGCGGCGAACGCGAGCGGGCGCUGCAGGGGCCGGGGGUCGCCCGCAGGGGGCGGCCGUCGCUGAGCCGCGCUAAACUGCACGGGCUGCGGCACAUGUGCGCCGGGCGCACGGCGGCGGGGGGCUCCUUCCAGCGGCGGGCGCUGUGGGUGCUGGCCUUCUGCACGUCCCUCGGCUUGCUGCUGUCCUGGUCCUCGAACCGCCUGCUCUACUGGCUCAGCUUCCCGUCGCACACGCGGGUGCACCGCGAGUGGAGCCGCCAGCUGCCCUUCCCCGCCGUCACCGUGUGCAACAACAACCCCCUGCGCUUCCCGCGCCUCUCCAAGGGGGACCUCUACUACGCCGGCCACUGGCUCGGGCUGCUGCUGCCCAACCGCACCGCACGCCCGCUGGUCAGCGAGCUGCUGCGGGGCGAUGAGCCGCGCCGCCAGUGGUUCCGCAAGCUGGCCGACUUCCGCCUCUUCCUGCCGCCGCGCCACUUCGAGGGCAUCAGCGCCGCCUUCAUGGACCGCCUGGGCCACCAACUCGAGGACAUGCUGCUCUCCUGCAAGUACCGGGGCGAGCUCUGCGGGCCGCACAACUUCUCCUCUGUGUUUACAAAAUAUGGGAAGUGUUACAUGUUUAACUCAGGCGAGGAUGGCAAACCUCUGCUCACCACGGUCAAGGGCGGGACAGGCAACGGGCUGGAGAUCAUGCUGGACAUUCAGCAAGAUGAGUACCUGCCCAUCUGGGGAGAGACAGAGGAAACGACGUUUGAAGCAGGAGUGAAAGUUCAGAUCCACAGUCAGUCUGAGCCGCCUUUCAUCCAAGAGCUGGGCUUUGGGGUGGCUCCAGGGUUCCAGACUUUCGUGGCCACCCAGGAGCAGAGGCUCACAUACCUGCCCCCACCGUGGGGUGAGUGCCGAUCCUCAGAGAUGGGACUCGACUUCUUUCCUGUUUACAGCAUCACCGCCUGUCGGAUCGACUGUGAGACGCGCUACAUCGUGGAGAAUUGCAACUGUCGUAUGGUGCACAUGCCAGGGGAUGCCCCUUUCUGUACUCCUGAGCAGCACAAGGAGUGCGCAGAGCCUGCCCUAGGUCUGCUGGCGGAGAAGGACAGUAAUUACUGUCUCUGCAGGACACCCUGCAACCUGACCCGCUACAACAAAGAGCUGUCCAUGGUGAAGAUCCCCAGCAAGACGUCAGCCAAGUACCUCGAGAAGAAAUUCAACAAAUCAGAAAAAUAUAUCUCAGAGAACAUCCUCGUUCUGGAUAUAUUUUUUGAAGCGCUCAAUUAUGAGACGAUUGAACAGAAGAAGGCAUAUGAAGUUGCUGCCUUACUCGGUGAUAUUGGUGGUCAGAUGGGACUGUUUAUUGGUGCUAGUAUCCUUACAAUACUAGAGCUCUUUGAUUAUAUUUACGAGCUGAUCAAAGAGAAGCUCUUAGACUUGCUUGGUAAAGAAGAGGACGAAGGGAGCCACGACGAGAAUGUGAGCACUUGUGACACGAUGCCAAACCACUCUGAAACCAUCAGCCACACUGUGAAUGUGCCCCUGCAGACGGCCCUGGGGACCUUGGAGGAGAUUGCCUGCUGACAGCCCAUGGACCACCCGGCACCCUCCCAAACAGACCUUGAGGCCCAAGACCCAGGACAGGGGACAGCAGGCUCAGGUGGGAUGGCCCCUGAUGACAGAAGGAAGCAAGAGCCCCCUAUGCACACAUAGCAAACUAUCUGCCAAAACCUCGCUGUGGCCACGUCUGACACGACGCGUCCUCGGGCCCCGCCGUGCGUCCCUCUUAGGAGAAAAGAGUCACACUCUGGAACUGUCCGAGAACCAACCUGCCAUCACAUCUCACUGCCAGAUGUAUAAAGCACCUGCAUGCUGAGACUGCUCGCGGCGCCACCCCCUCGUCCGUCUCUGUUCAUGACUCUCCUCCGUGCGCUUUCCGCCGGCCACUCUGCAGUCCUGCAGUGGGACCAGGCUCCAGCCCCAGAGCCACCCCGUGGCCACGCUGGAAUCGCGACGGCACGGUCAAGAGGAAAAGCUCAGAACUCUCAGCCACGUCCGGUCCCUGUGUAGUUUGUGAAGGUUCUUAACCUGCCCACAAACCCCUUUGCCCGAGCCGGCCUGUGGGCUGACCGGGGCCACCCCCACCCCCGUCCCAGCACCUGGUGGAGGCAGGGCGGCCUGGGCGACUCCAGCGCUCAUCCAGGGGACCUGCGUCAUCCUGCUGUCCUCGUGACCCGGCUUGUACAGUCCAAUUCUGUUUCUCUGGGGGUGGGGGCUUGUUUUGUCUGUCUGUCAGAGAUCUGUUCUGUUUUGUUCCAUUCUCCAGAUUUGGGUUUUGAUGUUCUGAGGUUUGGUUUGAUUUGGUUUCUCCAUUUUCUCUGGCGUUU
Prionailurus viverrinus (fishing cat) is the source of this 2501-nucleotide messenger RNA. It is a transcript of the gene ASIC2, whose product is annotated as acid sensing ion channel subunit 2. Gene Ontology annotation, biological process: sodium ion transmembrane transport. The transcript has 10 exons. The record is from RefSeq and is a predicted model, not a curated record. NCBI's taxonomy places the organism in Eukaryota, Metazoa, Chordata, Mammalia, Carnivora, Felidae. Gene Ontology annotation, molecular function: ligand-gated sodium channel activity. Gene Ontology annotation, cellular component: membrane. Bases 1 to 1698 code for a protein of 565 amino acids.